GGUUCGGCCGCUUGUCCAGAAGCAAGAAGCAAGGAUCACUGCAACCGCUUACAGUAUCUUACAUUACUCCCGCGCAUUACUCCACGUGCCGCAACUGGCCGGCCCACAAGCAUACAUUACGAUACACUCCCCAUCGCACCUUGCAGGGCUGUGCCUGGCACCUUGCGCGCCGGGCCCAGCUGGUGGCUGAGCCCAGGCCCAGUCCACAGGCCCAGUCCACGGGCCCAGUCCCAGCCCUUCAAGGCCCUUCACUCCGUCCGCCGGCACUGUACGACAUUCGCAUAAUUCUUACCGGUAUGUAACCGCCUGGAUGUACUUACUUUAUUUUUUCCUCGCCUCUCGGCGUAAAUCCACUAGUACAUACAUCCACCACCAUGAGCCUCCUCGCUGCACGACAGCUGCCUGGCCAGAGGGUCAAUGCCCAGCGCGUGCACCUCGCUCGGCUGGCAUACCGGCAAAUACCUUGCCGCGUGUCUGCACACGCAGAUGACCAGAUCAUUGCGCCAGAGCUGGCGCGGGUUGGCCCUGAAUUCGUCGCCGACGUGAUUCGCAACAAAAUAGCGGCGAAGAUGCUGGUUUUGGACGUCCGCGAACCGGACGAGGUGGCCCUGGGCAGCAUCAAAUCCGCGCUCAACGUACCAUCGGGCGUGUUCAAGUCCGAUGAUAAGUCUCAGCUGGACGCGGUCAUCAAGGACAAGCUGUCCGGGUUCCAGCAGGUGGUGGUGCACUGCCAUGGCUCCAAGGUGCGGGGCCCCACGAGCGCCCGCGCCCUCAACGAACGGAUCAAGGCGCUGGGUCUGGACAACGCGCCCGAGGUCAAGGUGCUGGCGGGCGGCGUGGAGGGCUUCAUCAACGCCUUUGGAUCUGACCCCGCCCUCACGGUGCUGCCAGAGGGCGGCUGGAAGCCCAACCACUCCUGAGAGUAUGGACUGGUUGGGCCCUGUGGGCUGCUGAGAGCCUGAAAGAGAAAUGAGCCGCUGAGAGCCUGAAAUGGAAAUAACUGUCAUGAUGAUGUACGCCCUGGUGGAGCUGGAGGUAGGUAGGAAGUAUGGGGGAUGCAAUGGUUGGUGGGCAGCGCAAUCAUGGGUCUUGAAUUGCGGGAUGAGUGGUGACGGCUGGCAGCACAGCACAGCGCAGCAGCGAGGCGAGGCGAGGCGAGGCGAGCAGAGAGGAGCGAAGGGCUGUAGGCAUUGGGUAAAUGAGUGACACCCGCAGUGGACUGAGCGUAUAAAGAGGAGGAAUGAAGAUGGCAUUUCCUUACUGCUACUGCCAGGGGGUGGGCGAAGACGAGUGAGUGAACAUGACCGCUUGAGGAGAGUGCCUGCUCUGUGUCGUGCAUCGUUGCAUGUGGUGUUGAUGCGCAUGAGUACGAUGGUUGCAUGAUUACCGUACUUUCGUGGUUGUAUCGUCACUGUGGCGAGGAUCUGAGAUUGCUGCUCUGUUGAACUCCAGUGACUACGUACCGGUAUCUGCUGGGCAGCACACGCGCAACUGGGCAUGUGAACCGGUAGCGUUAGUGGUGGCUGCUUCCUGGCGGCUCUCAUGCCAGCACUAGCAAGGAGCAGUUACAAAUCUUACUCAGGGAGCUUGCAAGAACCUGUACCAGUUGCCC
Chlamydomonas reinhardtii is the source of this 1612-nucleotide messenger RNA. RefSeq lists its product as uncharacterized. NCBI's taxonomy places the organism in Eukaryota, Viridiplantae, Chlorophyta, Chlorophyceae, Chlamydomonadales, Chlamydomonadaceae. Gene Ontology annotation, molecular function: protein tyrosine phosphatase activity. Bases 375 to 920 code for a protein of 181 amino acids. The transcript has 4 exons. The record is from RefSeq and is a predicted model, not a curated record. Gene Ontology annotation, cellular component: nucleus; cytoplasm.